AUGUUCCGAGUAGGGUCAUGGCUGUACUCCAAGGCAGCUCCAGCAAGCGCAUCUACUCAGUCUCUUGAUGCUGUGACUGAGUCUCAAGACCCUGCCGCCUAUAUUAUGGAUGAUGAUGUUGAUUCAGCAGAGAGAGACCUGGAUAAAGGUGAUUCAUCAUACCACAAGCUAGGAAAAGGCAUUGUCACGUUUGUUAGAGCUACACUCGGCUUGGAGCAAGAUAUUAUGCGGCAAGCUGCUUCGAGGCUUAUGGAUGCAGAGACAAGUGCCUAUAAUGACCAGCAUAAAGCUCUGCACAAUGCAAAUGCUGUCAACGCCUAUCACUCCGCUAUCUAUGCGCCUGGGACAGAGUACUUGCUAUGCCAAUGUAUGGCCCAGCUCAUGGCUGCCCUGGUAGGGGUGCUCAGUGAGAGCUUUUCAGAGAGCAUAAAGGCGUUUUAUAAGCUGAGAAAGGCUUAUAUUGCACUUGAUAGCAUUGCUCAGAUGGAAGAAAAAUACUUGAAAGAAAAUAACCUCAGCCUUGGAGUCGAUUCACGAUUCGACUCUGCCAAUGGUAGUCCCAAUCUAGACAAACCUACGAGAUCCGCGACUCACGCUGCGGACUCUUCAUCGCAUGAAACAAAACAAGAUACCAAGGUCCCCCUUCCAAAAUCAAUGUCAACUACCACCUUUGAGGAGAUUACCAAUGAAAACCUUGAAAGCUCACAAAGACGACUUUCCCGACUAACUCUGGGAAGUGAAAGUGAUGUCUCCAAGGCAGCCGAAGGGCCUCAGGCCAAGCUUGAUACCGACGAAGAUGUUGAUAUCUUCUCCCACCCUGUAGAUCACUUCAUCCACUCGGGAACCAGUCUCUGCUUCGGCAUGCUACUUCUAUUCAUCUCCAUGGUACCUCCGGCUCUCAACAGGAUCCUGUAUAUUAUUGGUUUCCGCGGUGACCGAUCUCGAGGACUACGGCUGCUCUGGCAAGCCAGCCGGUCUCACACGUUGACAGGAGCUAUUUCUGCAUUAACUUUAUUGGCCUUUUACAACAGUUUCGUGCGUGCAGCCGAUAUUUUACCUGACCCUAUUGAUGGAAAUGUGGAAGAUAUUGAGGGCUAUCCGAUGAACCGACUUGAGAGCUUGUUGGCAGAUAUGAGGAGUCGUUUCCCCCACAGCCAACUCUGGGUCCUUGAAGAGUCCAGGAUGCGAAGUGCAAACAGAGAGGUGGAAGAGGCCAUGAGGCUGAUUCGCAAUGGAAAGAAGAGUCCACUGAAACAGGUACAGGCUCUGCACGUUUUCGAGAGAAGUAUUGAUGCCAUGCAUCUGCAUCAGUACGAGCUCUGUGCAGAGUCCUUCAUCGAGUGUUCGGAACUCAACUCCUGGUCCAGGGCAUUGUAUUUCUACAUUGCCGGUGCCUCACACGUAGAACUUUACCGCAAAUACCUCAAGGAAUCACCGGAGAAGGCGAAAGAGCAUGCCAAAAAGGCCGAAGAACUCUUCCAAAAAGCACCAUCUCAAGCAGGAAAGAAAAAAUUCCUAGCUCGCCAACUUCCAUUCGACGUUUUUGUAACCCGCAAGAUUGCAAAGUGGGAAGCUCGUGCGAAAGAGCGGAACAUCCCUUUCAUUGAUGCAGUCGGCGUAUCACCAAUUGAAGAAAUGAAUUUCUUCUGGAACGGGCACAGCCGUAUGCCCGACGAGCAGUUGGAGGUUGCACUUCAAAACCUAGCAUGGUCAGAGAGCAACCAGACAUGGGCGUCCGAGCCACUCGACGAACACUCCAUAUUGGCUCUUCUCAGGGCUUCUCUAUUGCGAGCCCAGCGGAAGCAUACAGAGGCAAAGGCCAUUCUGAAAUCUGAGAUUCUAUGUCACGACAGAACUCUCUACAAGGGUUCGAAUAAGGAUGACUGGACCUGCCCGUCAGCACAUUAUGAGAUGGCUGCGAAUAUAUGGAUGGAGCGUCACUGUUACCGAUCUUUUGGCCGUGCCACCACCAUACCGGCAUCGGAGAGGGACGGCCACGCCGAAGACGAAGACGAAGCAACCCGUGCAGCCGAGGAUGAUCAAAAGGUCCAUGAGUGUAAAGAAUGGCUGGAGAAAGUAUACAAGUGGGAGGCGUACGAGUUAGACGCUCGUAUUGGGCUGAAAGUUACCACGGCACAGGAGACAAUCACCAAAUGGGAGGAGGCCCACACAAAAUAA
Molecule: messenger RNA, 2178 nt
Organism: Nannizzia gypsea CBS 118893
Lineage: Eukaryota; Fungi; Ascomycota; Eurotiomycetes; Onygenales; Arthrodermataceae
Exons: 6
Coding region: 1-2178 (725 amino acids)
Cellular component (GO): nucleus; mitochondrial outer membrane; cytosol
Source: RefSeq, a predicted model, not a curated record